This is a messenger RNA of Fonsecaea nubica, 1470 nucleotides long. RefSeq lists its product as hypothetical. Lineage: Eukaryota; Fungi; Ascomycota; Eurotiomycetes; Chaetothyriales; Herpotrichiellaceae. The coding region runs from base 1 to 1470 and encodes 489 amino acids. The transcript has a single exon. The record is from RefSeq and is a predicted model, not a curated record.
AUGGACCGAGCCACACCUCGCUCUAACCCAAACUACGACGUCUACUUCUCCGACGAAAAAAUCAAGACUGUGGUGGAACGAUGUCUUCCUGUUGUCAAGCGCGAGCAGAUGAUCAUCGAGCACCUCCCAUCAGGAAAGUCCUUCAAUAAUCGAAUCUACUUUGUCAAUCUCACUGAGCCAGUUCGCACCUCCCGGCCGGAGUGGAAGGGAAAUGAAGUUGAUGUGACAAAAACGACCACUCAGAUUCAGUCCUCGUUUUUGGUGCUCAAGAUAGCAGGCCACCCUUUUGGACGAAAUAAAGUGCAGAAUGAAGUAGCCAGCCUUCUUCUUUUGGAAAAACAUUGUUCAUCCAUGCCAGCUCCGAAGUUGCUUGCUUGGUCGGAUGACGGCAAGAAGGUCCGAACACCUCAAUACCCCCGCGGCUUCAGAGACACAGAACCCAAAAACAUUCCAGUUUUGGCCCUCAAAGCUGAGGACGGCACCCCAAUCGAGGAUGUUCGCAAGGAUACCGAGGGACAAGGCUGGAUUCUGAUGACACGCGAACCUGGGCGGCCGCUCCAUCCAGACGAGUUGUUGGGGGAUGCCGGAGAUGAGCUGAUGCGCCAAAUCGCUGCAUAUGUGGCUACCUGGCGGAAUGACAUGCCUGCAGCAAAGGCGAUAGGCAAUCUACGAAUUGUUGGGAGCAACUCCACCCCCCAGCCUGCAGCGGUCCUUUACGACAAGGCUAUUCUGCCCGGCUACGAAGUUCACAUCGAUGGGUUGAUCACCAACAACUCUCCACCAUCUCCCUUGACCACAUCGGAGAAGUACCACGCUUUUGUGCUCAAAAAUUCGCUGAAGCGGCUCAAGGAUGGGAAGCUCUAUGAUCACACCUCGGACGAAGUUCACGAGCUGGUGAAGCGCAUGGCUGAUCAGACACUCCCGAAACUCCCAUUGUUCCGCUAUGGGAUUGAACCAAUGAUUUUCACCCACGAUGAUCUUUCCACUCGCAAUGUCCUGGUCUCGCCCGAUGGCUCGGGCGGUGUCAAGGUCUCUGCCAUCAUCGACUUCGAGUUUGCGGGCUUUUUCCCAAAGGAAGAAGAAUUUGCCGGGACGCUUCAAAAUGACCAGGAAGAGUGGCCGCUCAAAAAGUACGCCGUUUUCUUGUCCGAGUUGAAGCACAGCGACGCCCUGCCGGAGAACCUGGCACUCAACAUACCGCCAUCCUCAUCAAUCGGGAACGCCACCGACAAGUGUUUCGAGUUUGGAACCGCCGAGUUUCAACAAGCCGUGCUCCUCUUGCGCACCACAAUCAACACUGCGCCAUGGUGGAUCAAGGAAGAGAAAGGGUACAACGAGGAGCAACUGCAGGAGGAAAUGGAGGCUGCCAAAGUCAGAGUUGAGAAAGCCGUGAAGUGGUUGGAAGAGAUGGUGCCGGCGGAGGAGCGCGAGAAGCGCAACCGCAGGCGGACCAACAGCACACGAGGCUGA